Vespula pensylvanica (western yellowjacket) is the source of this 3016-nucleotide messenger RNA. RefSeq names its product very long-chain-fatty-acid--CoA ligase bubblegum (gene bgm). The record is from RefSeq and is a predicted model, not a curated record. Gene Ontology annotation, cellular component: endoplasmic reticulum; membrane. The transcript has 13 exons. NCBI's taxonomy places the organism in Eukaryota, Metazoa, Arthropoda, Insecta, Hymenoptera, Vespidae. The coding region runs from base 253 to 2319 and encodes 688 amino acids. Gene Ontology annotation, molecular function: long-chain fatty acid-CoA ligase activity.
UUCUUUUAACUCUUAACGAUCGUGCGCCUUUUUUCUUCGUUUUAUAUGUGAAAGAAAUUAUUUUAAUAACUAUCUUUGUUCGUUCCAUUUGUUUUGUUUGUUCCACUUGACAAAUUAAUCGCGAAUAAUCAGUCCGUUAAACCGUUACACCGUUACUAUUAUUACAGUAUUUUUUGUUACGUUAGACCUCUUCGUAGCAUAGAUCGAAGAGAAGGUAAAAUCGAUAGAUCGAAACAAGUUGAAAAAAAAAAUAUGACUGCUGUGCAGCCUGUUUCAUCGAACAGUAUUCUUAAUGGCUAUACUAGAAAUGAUAAGAUACUUAAUGGAUCUUGUAUUCGAUAUGCAGUAGCUAGUAAAACAGGCCACGAUGGCCCGGAUCAGGUGUUGAUGUCAGAUGUAAAUGUAACAACAGAAGCUAAUGGUCGAAUUAGGAUACAAUUGGGUGAAGACAUUAAUGCAGCAUUACCUGUUUCUGUACCUGGUGUUUUAUCGGCUAUUGCUAAGAAGUAUCCAAAUCAAAUAGCUUUGGUGUCACGACCAGGACCGGAUGGUACAAAUACAAUAUACACUUAUAAAGAAUAUGAGACUGAAGUAAAAACUGUAGCCAAAGCAUUUUUAAAACUGGGCUUAGAAAGAUAUCAUAGCGUUUGUAUUCUAGGAUUUAAUAGUCCACAAUGGUUCAUAUCUGAUAUCGCUGCUAUAUAUGCUGGAGGAUUAGCUGCUGGGAUUUACACGACAAACUCUCCAGAAGCAUGUCAAUAUUGUGCACAACACAGUAAAGCAAAUAUAAUAGUUGUAGAAGAUUCUAAACAAUUAGAAAAAAUAUUACAAAUUAAAAAACAUUUAGUCGAUUUAAAGGCUAUUAUUCAAUAUGAAGGAAUCCCUAAAGAGAAAGACAUAUUAAGCUGGGAUGAAUUAUUAGAAAUCGGUAAAAAAGAAUCUGAUGAUAAAUUAGAAGGAGUUCUAAAAACCAUUGGUGUUAACGAAUGUUGUACAUUAGUAUAUACUUCUGGCACAGUUGGUAAUCCAAAAGCUGUGAUGUUAAGUCAUGAUAAUCUUCUACAUGAUACAAGAGCCAUUAAGAAAUGUAUUAAUUUUGUAGAUACAGAAGAAAUUUUAAUCAGUUAUUUACCACUGUCUCAUGUUGCAGCACAGAUAGUUGACAUAUUUCUAUCUAUGUCUGUAGCAGGUACAGUAUAUUUUGCAGAUAAAAAUGCUCUUAAAGGAAGUUUAAUAGAAACGUUACUGGUAGCAAAGCCUACUGCUUUCUUGGGUGUACCAAGAGUUUGGGAAAAAAUUUAUGAAAAAAUGCAAUUAGUAGCACGUAACAAUGGACGUGUAAAAACUUGGAUAGCAACUUGGGCAAAAUCCCAAGGCCUAAUUUAUAAUACGAAUAAAAUGAAUGGUAUAGAUUACAAACAUUGGGGUUACAUUAUAGCUAAAUGGCUUGUCUUCGAUAAAGUAAAAACAAAUUUAGGUUUAAACAGAUGUAAAUUAUUUAUCACUGCAGCAGCACCUUUAAGUGUAGAAAUUAAGAAAUAUUUUUUGAGCCUAGAUAUUCCUAUAAUGGAAGCAUUUGGUAUGUCCGAAUCUAGCGGAGCACAUACUAUAACUUCAAGUAAUAAUUGCAGAUUAGGCAGCGUUGGUUCUGUUCUACCUGGUUUUCGUACGAAAUUAGAUAAUCCUAAUGAAACUGGUGAAGGAGAAAUUUGUAUGUAUGGUCGACAUAUUUUUAUGGGAUAUUUGAAUGAACCAGAAAAAACAAAAGAAACUAAAGAUGAAGAGGGAUGGUUGCACAGUGGUGAUCUUGGCAGAUUAGAUUCUAAUGGCUUAUUAUACGUUACCGGCAGAAUAAAAGAACUGAUCAUUACAGCAGGUGGAGAAAAUGUACCACCUGUGCACAUAGAACAAUUAAUCUUGUCCGAAUUACCUGUUCUUAGUAAUGCCUUGCUAAUUGGAGAUAAAAGAAAAUAUCUCACAGUUUUAGUUACGUUAAAGUCCGAAGUAAAAGCAGAUACUGGCGAACCAUUAGAUACGUUAAUUCCAAGUACAUUAACGUGGUUAAAGUCUAUUGGAAGUAAUGCAAAGACGGUCACCGAUAUUGUGAAUUCAAGAGAUCCACUCGUAUUUAACGAAAUAGAAGAAGCUAUUAAAAGAGCUAAUACAAAAGCAAUCAGUAAUGCACAGAAAGUACAAAAAUUCCGAAUUUUACCACACGAUUUCUCUAUUCCAACGGGAGAAUUAGGUCCAACAUUAAAACUGAAAAGAAAUAUUGUUUAUAAUAUGUAUGCCGAUCUUAUCGAAGAAAUGUAUCAAUGAAAAAUAAUUGAAGAUACAUUUACAGUAUAAUUACGUACAUAAAUUUAGCAUACCAGGCAUUUUUAUUGGGAUUAAAAGAUUUGACUACAUCGGAUGCUUCGAUAUGUUGAAUAUCUGCGAUAUUAUGGAAUUGAUAUAUGUGUACAUAUUAAAGUACUUAUAGAGUUUCAUAUACAAUGAAAAGAAUGUUUUGCGUUUACAGCAGUUUAAAAGUUUAAAUAGUUCUCUUUUAUAUAUACAAAGCAAUUACCGAAAGAUCUGAUAUUUUCUUCGUUCCGAAAAAUGAUAUUUAUAAGUAGAUUUAUAAUUAUUCUUGAAAUCUUUAUAAUUAUUGAUAGUGAUUUUUGAAGAUUUUUCUAAUAACGUAAUUUAUUGGGAACAAUUAUAUUCACAAAAAAAAAAAAAAAAGAAAUAUCUAUUACGUAUACACUAUUUGUUAACAUAAAUUAAUGUUAAAUCUUUUUACUACCAAAUCAUUUUACUCAUGCUUAUGUGAAAUAAGGAAAAAAUAAUGGUCCUAUUAAAAGUGCCUUCUCUCUCCAUUAAUGAAUUUACAUAUUUGCAUACAUUUAUAAGAUUUUUGUCCAAACUAGUGAAACUGUAUUGAUAGCAUAAUAAGGGAUAAUGAAGUGUUAUUUUACAUAACGUAUAUAUAUUGUACAGUGAUAUUAUAGAUAAAAUAUGAAAAUUACAAUCU